CGGGGUGCUACGGGAGGGAGGUGAAGGGAGACGGGGCCGGGUCGGCCGUGGCGCUCCGGGGGCUGCUCUCUGCGUCGGGCGGGGGUCGGUCCCCGGGCAGCCCUUCCCCGGAGCCGGGAGCAGGACCGGGAGCAGGCGCUUCAGGGCGCCCCGAGGCGAAGGCCCGGGUGUAGCGGCGCUUCCUGCCCGCCCGGGGAGGCCUCACCCCAGGCCCGGGGGACCCCAGGGCCGGAGCCCCGCUGGGCCCAGGAAGGAGUGACUGGGGAGGCCCAUCAGGCUAUGUCAGGAGCCCAGGCCCUCAGGAUAGGGCAGGUCCAUGGUCACACCAUGGAAAGUCAGCCCACGGUUGUUUGUCAAGAUCUGGGCCAGCGAGGGCAGCUGGGAUAAGACACAGCCCCGUGAUCAGCAGGCAGGGCCACGGUUCUUGGGGCGACAGCGUUGCUGAUGGAGACCGGCACUCCGGCAGCCCUGCUGCGGCUGGUCCUGGGCCGAGCUUAAACACACUCGGGGGAGCCCCAGGCUUGGCUGAUUGGGACCAUCAGGGCCCUGACAGCAGCCUACCCCCUCUGUCCUCACUCCCUAGAGAGAGCUCUAGACCAUUAACAAGACCCCUGGGACCUGCUCCAACUACGUGACUCUCCAAGGACAUCACCCUGUUUUGGGCAUGUUCUCAGAGCUGAAGUUCCCUGUGCCCUGGGGACAUGUGGCAGCCAAGGCCUGGGGACCCUCAGAGGGGCACCCUGUGCUGUGUUUGCAUGGCUGGUUGGACAAUGCCAACACCUUUGACAAGCUCAUUCCAUUGCUCCCCAGAGGUUGUUAUUAUGUGGCAAUGGAUUUUUCUGGCCAUGGUUUGUCAUCCCACCGACCCGCAGGCUGCCCCUACCAUUUCCUAGAUUAUGUGACGGAUGUGCGCCGGGUGGCAGCAGCCUUGCAGUGGAGACGGUUCACCCUGAUGGGUCACAGUAUGGGUGGGGCUGUGGCAGGAAUGUUCUGUUUCCUUUAUCCUGAGAUGGUGGACAAGCUGAUCCUGCUGGAAAGUCUUGGCUUUCUUCUAGCUCCAGAGGACACUGAGGAAUGGCUGAAAUCAAAACGGAAGGUGAUUGACGGACUACUGAGUCUGGAAGCAAAGCCGCAAACUCCCAAAGCACGGAGCCCCGAAGCAGCAUUGCAGAGGCUUUUAGAAGCAAACAGCCAUCUGACAGCGGAGGGUGGGGCAAUCCUGCUGCAGCGAGGAGCAACUGAGACACCCGCUGGCCUGGUGUAUAACAGAGACAUGAGAGCCCGUACGCAGAGUCGAGAGUUCUUCACAGUGGAGCAGUGUGUGAAGCUCCUGCAGAAGAUCCAGGACCGUGUUCUCAUCAUCAUAUCACAAGAUGGACUCUUGGUACCACACAACCUACCCAGCAGAAAUCACUUUGUGAAAGCUCUGCAGGAGGCAUUUGAGUCUGCCCUCAAAGAGCACAGCCCUCACAUGGGGUGGAGAGGGGUGAAAUGGGGGGAGGAAGACAACUUUGUCCUUGCUGCCUAAGUCCCAAGUAAGUACUGCCCUCUGGACCCAGCUCUUCCCUGGUUCUCCCAUCUCUAUCCUGCCUCACUUGCCCUGUCCCUUCCCACGAGUGUCAUAAAGCAAGCAGUGUGUGCCUGAGGGAACACUUUCCUGGUCCACAUCUUGUGUCCUUUCCCUCCAGCACAUCCAGUUAGCAGAAGUGCCUGGGAGUCAUUUUGUGCACCUGAACGAGCCCAAGAUGGUAUCUGGGAUCAUCAGCAACUUCCUGACAUCACAUAACACCAGGGCCAGACUUUAGGAAGCCCUCACAACUGCAGCAGUCCAGGAGAACUGGGAGCUAACAAGCAAGCUCCAGAUUUAUCAUCAUUCCUACCUCGGAUCCAACAUCAGAUUGUGAUAAUCUUUCCUAUGCUUAGCUCACUGCAGGGUGGAAGCAGGUCUGACAGGGGUUCUCUGAAGGAGAGCAGAGCAAAGUACCUCAUUUGCCAAAGGGAGAAGGAAUCCUUGCUCUACUUCCAGCUCUGUGAGUACAGGGAUAGAGGCCCGGAGUGGCCUUCCCCUUGGCUUACUCCAAACUUGCACCCUGAAAUGGAGCAAACACAGGCAGAGGCAUCCUCUGUGACAGCAGCAGCAGCUUUGGCACUGCAAGAGAGGUGACUCAUCUUGCCUCCUCCCUGUGGAUGGUGCAGACAGGCUGCUCCUAGGAUUUAACCUGCUGAAAAACAAGGAAAGUGUUCUGCUUCUCUUCUUACUUCCAUAGAUGCAUGAGCUCAGAGGGCCUCAGUGUCUCUGUUCUACUGUGAGAGCUACUUUUUUUUAAGAAUCAGCUUUAAUAAGAGCUCACCUGUGCAGAGAAGGCCAUUUUAAUGAACACUAGAGAAUGUCCCUAAUCCUCUAGCUGAAGCAGCUGGGAGAACUACAAAUUAUGGAAAAGUUGGCAGAGAUGAUUUCUGUCCUAAAUAAAGGUUAAUGUUCUAAUGUUAAGUCUGUCUUCUUGACACUACAGAAGAACAAACCUCCUUUCAGGCCAUUCACCCAAGCAGCUAAAAUGCAUCUUGGGAGGCAGCAAUUUUUACACACUGUGUGCCUUAGGUAAGCCAUACCAAGGAUCUGCCUCCCAGUUACAUUGAUGCAAACAGCUCACUGAAGCAGCCAGGCCUGUCAUCUCUGCAAGCAAUGCAAACUGUAUGUGCAGUUGGUUUUUUAGGAGAGGGUAAAUCCAUUUUAUCUCAACUCUCUGGAAUUUACCACCACUUCCGCCUUACAUUCACGGUCACAUCUCUAACGACGUUGUAGGUAGUAAAAUAAAAGUUUAAAAGCCUGGGGCUGGGUGGGUUACUUUGUUCACAGAGUUACCACUUACUUCCAGAGGUGCACAAAUGCUACAGGAGCAGUACAAAAGCACUGCCCCACACCUAAACAUGCCUGCUGCCAUCCUUACCUGCCUUCUGUGGGCUGGGGACAGGUUAAGUGGAAACAGGGCGUGGAGAGUCUAGUUUCUCUUUCCAAACCAGGUUGCUCAAAGUGGCAUUUGUUCUUGCAACAGUUCUGGGUAUCAGGAAUUUCCCAUGGCCUAGACAUAGCUGCAAACUCCAUGCACACAGCUGGAUGACUGGGCACCACAAUACUUGGCCAGGGAGGGAAUCACCAAGAUAAGGGGUAGAGCUCUGUACCAAACCACUGAUCUUUCCUUGUGACAACAGGUCGAAGUUAGUUUUUUCCUAAAGUUGC
Molecule: messenger RNA, 3238 nt
Organism: Poecile atricapillus (Black-capped chickadee)
Lineage: Eukaryota; Metazoa; Chordata; Aves; Passeriformes; Paridae
Product: serine hydrolase-like protein
Exons: 12
Coding region: 665-1528 (287 amino acids)
Source: RefSeq, a predicted model, not a curated record